Lepus europaeus (European hare) is the source of this 1378-nucleotide messenger RNA. RefSeq names its product Rh blood group CcEe antigens (gene RHCE). NCBI's taxonomy places the organism in Eukaryota, Metazoa, Chordata, Mammalia, Lagomorpha, Leporidae. Gene Ontology annotation, cellular component: plasma membrane. The record is from RefSeq and is a predicted model, not a curated record. The coding region runs from base 1 to 1254 and encodes 417 amino acids. Gene Ontology annotation, biological process: ammonium transmembrane transport; ammonium homeostasis. Gene Ontology annotation, molecular function: ammonium channel activity. The transcript is spliced from 11 exons.
AUGGGCUCGAAGUACCCGCGCUCUGUCCGGGGCUGCCUGCCCCCCUGGGCCUUAACGCUGCAGGGCGCCCUCAUCCUCAUCUUCUUCUUUUUCACUUCCUAUGACACUUCCUCAAAGGAUCAGACGAAGCUCCUGGGGACCUACCAAGUGGUCCAGGACCUCUCGGUCAUGGCGGCCCUCGGCUUGGGAUUCCUCACCUCAUCUCUGCGAAGACACGGCUGGAGCAGUGUGGCCUUCAACCUCUUCCUGCUGGCUGUGGGCGUGCAGUGGGCAGUCCUGCUUGAUGGUUUCCUGAACCAACCCUUCCAUGGGAAGGUGUCCAUCAAACUGUCCAGCCUGCCGCUGGCCGCCAUGAGCGCCACGUCCGUGCUGAUCUCUGCGGGCGCCGUCCUGGGCAAGGCCAGCCUCGUGCAGCUGCUGGUGAUGGCGCUGGUGGAGGUGACGGCCUUCGGCACGUUGAGGAUGCUCCACAGGAAGGUCCUGAACAUGGACAACCACGAGAGCAUGAUGCACAUCCACGUGUUUGCGGCCUAUUUUGGGCUGACUGUGGCCUGGUUCCUGUCAAAGCCUCUGCCCGAGGGAGCUGAGGAGAAAGAUAAGACGGCCACGAGCCCCAGUUUGUUUGGCAUGCUGGGCACCCUCUUCUUGUGGAUCUUCUGGCCGAGUUUCAACUCCGCUCUGCUGGACAUUCCUAAAGAGAGGAAGCUCGCCGUGCUCAACACCUACUACGCCCUCGCGGUCAGCGCGGUGACAGCCACUUCCGCGUCGGCCUGGAUGCACCCUCGGGGGAAAAUCAACCUGACUCACAUCCACAAUGCGGUGCUGGCAGGAGGUGUGGCUGUGGGUGCGUCUUGUCACCUGAUCCCUUACCCUUCCCUCGCCAUGGGGCUGGGCCUUGUGGCUGGGCUGAUCUCCACCUCAGGAGCCGUGUGCUUGCCGGUGUGUCUUCACCGCGUGCUGAGGAUUCACGACACCAGUGGCAUCCACUACACCUUCGGCUUGCCGGGCCUCCUGGGAGGCGUGGCCUACAUUGUGCUGAUGGUGCUUCAGGUCACAGGACGGGGGCCUGGAGUGGUCGGCUUCCAGGUGCUCAUCAACGCUGGGGCGCUCAGCCUGGCCGUGGCGAUGGGCCUGGCGUCCGGUCUCCUGGCAGGUUUGGUCCUAAAUCUCAAAAUAUGGAGAGCACCUCAUGUGGCAAAAUUUUUUGAUGACCAAGCCUUCUGGGAGUUUCCUCAUCUGGCCGCUGGAUUUUAAGCAGGCAGGUCCACGGGAGAGCGAGCUGCGUGGAAGCCACGUUGCCCAGCUUCGUGUGCCACACUCAUCACAGCCACGUCCCCUCCCGUGCAAGGAAACGGGGUCAGGUGUCAACUGCAUAUUA